Molecule: messenger RNA, 738 nt
Organism: Penicillium verhagenii
Lineage: Eukaryota; Fungi; Ascomycota; Eurotiomycetes; Eurotiales; Aspergillaceae
Product: putative heme/steroid binding domain protein
Exons: 2
Coding region: 1-738 (245 amino acids)
Cellular component (GO): membrane; endomembrane system
Source: RefSeq, a predicted model, not a curated record
AUGUCGGAACUCCGCCAACGCCAGGCUGGUAAAGCCACCUCCACCCGUAAAGAAGCUACGCCGCCGCGAUCGAAACACACCGAAGAGGACCGCGGCAUCAGCGUCCUAGACAUUGUUCGCGUCCUCGCUACAGUGGCCCUUGCGACAUUUGGCAUCUCCUACUACAUUACAAAUGGCGAGUCGGUACUUUUCGGCUCUCGACCAUGGUUUACACGAUGGCCAGUUGUGAAGCAGUUUAUUAAUGGCCCUGUUAGCCUUACCCCUGCCCAACUUUCUCUCUACGAUGGAAGCGACGAGUCCCGACCCAUCUACGUAGCCGUUAAUGGCUCUAUCUUCGACGUUUCAGCGAACCCGGGUAUGUACGGUCCCGGCGGAGGCUAUCAUUUCUUCGCGGGUCGAGACGCGACGCGUGCGUUCGUCACAGGUUGUUUCAAAGACGAUCUGACGCCUGAUCUGAGCGGGGUCGAAGAGAUGUUCUUGCCCGUGGAGGAUGUGGAACAUGAGACUCUGACGUCAGCCGAGAAGAAGGUACGGCGAGAGCGGGAGAUGAGGCAUGCGAAGGCGGAGAUUGCGAAGACGGUUGCCCGGUGGGAAGGAUUCUUUGGGAAUUCUAAGAAGUAUUUCCGGGCUGGCAAGGUGGUUGGGGUUAAAGCUGAUCCUGAGGAUGGAAAGCGGGUGCUUUGCGGUGCGGCGCAGAACCAGAGACCCAAGAGGAGCGAGAUGGAUGAGGUGGUCUAG